CCGACUUCCGUUCUCUGGGUUUGCGCUCAACCUCCCUGUCAAGUAACAUCAUGGUUUCCCGUCCACUCUGACAACUGGGCCAACGUGGACUUCCCAUUUCUCGUUGACUGCGCGUCGAACGUAGCACGGAUCGAUGAACAAAGACGGUCGACACGACGGACGACGGCGCGGCGCCGGGCAGCACCGUCUGGGACCGAGAGUCGGGCAUGGAGGUGACGGGAGGGAGAGGUCUGGCAGCAACAGCUCGGGCUCCUCACAUGGAGGAGGCAAAAACAAAAACGCGACCAUUAAUGCGCUCAAGGCAUCUUUCCAGCGCUCCAACAGUCACGACAAAGUACGCAAGAUCGUCGCCGAAGAGGGCCGUGCUGCUCGGAACUUGAUUGCAUGGAGUGUCCCAUUGGAGAGUAAAGAGGAGGAAGGAAAGUCCAAAAGUCAUUCCACUGGUAGCUCAAGAGGUCAGAGGACGAACCAUUCAGGGCAGCAAAGAAAUAAGAAGCAGAAUACAGGUGUGGAGAGUAAAAGCACAGCUGGUGCCUUGUUGGACAAGGCGACGGAGAAGAGCCCUGUCAAAGCUCGGCAGCCUCGCAAAGUGGACCUUCGAGCUCGCUACUGGGCCUUCCUGUUUGACAACCUGCGGCGUGCCGUGGAUGAGAUCUACGUCACCUGCGAGUCCGAUCAAAGUGUCGUAGAAUGCAAGGAAGUGUUGAUGAUGUUGGACAACUAUGUGCGGGACUUCAAAGCCCUCAUAGACUGGAUCCAGCUUCAGGAGAAGCUAGAGAAAACUGAUGCUCAGAACAGGCCUACCUCUUUGGCCUGGGAAUUGCGUAAGAUGUCACCUGGACGUCAUGUGGUCCCAAGCGCCUCAGCAGAGAGAAUGGUUUCCUCCCCAGGUGCACGGCGCGCCCUUAACUUUGGUGGUGCUCCACCCGCCCUAGCUGCAGCCCGCCUAUCCCUUACGGGCCCCAGUUGGGCAGACCGAGUGAAGUGUACUCAAUCUGCCCAAAGUUCUAGUCAUCUGAUGACCUCUCAAGUGGAAAAGCCAAGUAAAAAGGAUGCAGAAGGCUGGGAAACUGUUCAGCGAGGACGUGCGGCUAAGCCUCGCUCCGCCACAAUGAUUGCCAAGGUCAGUCCAGUCUUGGCCACUCAUGUCACUCCUAAGCAAGACAGUACCAGACAUCAUUCAGUUGUGGCGCCACAAGCAGAGCCACCUAUCUCCCCCCAGUGCCCCACUCAUGUGGAUGCAACCGAGUUGGACUCCGACAACAAAGUCCCUACACGCCAGGAUCCCCCUGAGUUGGUUAAAAAUCCUGUAAGCGGAGAUACAAUUGAGCCCCCAGCAGAGAAUGCACCAGACUCGGGGCUUUGUGUGGACACAACCUGUGACGACGCAUCUCCCUCUAUAGCUGAUCUCACCCCUUCCCAAGCCCCAGAGCCCACCCUCUGUUCAGCUGCAACCCCACCAGCAGACACGACCUUAUCAGUCCCACUCCCUGCCCUUGCCCGCGCCUCAUCCCUAGAGCGAUCCCAGAUGGAUGGGCUCAGUGGACCGUCAGCCUUGGGGGACGGUGUGGCUGAGGGGGUUGCGUCGCAAGGCAUGGCCACAUCUGCUCCACGACAGGCUGAGACUCCCAUGGCAGCGAUGAAACUGGAGAGUGUGCUGGACCCCACAGAGUUUUCCACUCCUCAGUCCAUGGCAGAGGUCCUGGCUAAGAAAGAGGAGCUCGCUGACAGACUGGAGAAGGCCAACGAGGAAGCAAUCGCCAGUGCUAUUGCAGAAGAAGAGCAACUGACCAGAGAGAUUCAAGCAGAGAACAACGAUCUGGAGACCGACAACGAAAAUGACUUCCCGCCUGGCAUGACUGAUGGAGGAUGUGGACCCAUAAUGGAGUGGAGUGAGGUGUUGGCAGAUUAUGAUGCAAGGGAGGCAUGGCGUCAGAAUACCUCAUGGGGCGACAUGGUGGAGGAAGAGCCUGCUAGACCGCCUGGACAUGGGAUCCACAUGCAUGAAAAACUGUCCUCACCGUCACGCAAAAGGACUAUUGCCGAAUCAAAGAAAAAACAUGAAGAGAAACAGCUCAAGGCUCAGCAGCUCCGGGACAAAUUGCGAGAGGAAAAGACGCUGAAACUGCAGAAGCUCUUGGAGAGGGAAAAGGAGGUAAGGAAAUGGAAGGAGGAGUUGUUGGAGCAACGGAGGAAGAUGAUGGAGGAAAAGCUCUUGCAUGCAGAGUUAAAACGAGAGCUGCAACUCCAGGCCAUUGUGAAAAAGGCUCAAGAGGAGGAGGCCAAGGUAAACGAAAUAGCAUUCAUCAAUACUCUUGAAGCACAGAACAAGAGACAUGAUGCCUUGGCAAAAUUAAAUGAAUAUGAGCAAAGGCUCAAUGAGCUCCAAGAGGAUCGGCAGAGGAGACAGGAAGAGAAGCAAGCCAGAGAUGAAGCUGUGCAGGAACGUAAACGAGCACUUGAAGCUGAGCGACAGGCACGCGUGGAGGAGCUGUUGAUGCGGCGCAAGGAACAGGAGGCUCGUAUUGAACAGCAGCGGCAGGAAAAAGAGAAAGCAAGAGAAGAUGCAGCACGGGAGAGAGCUAGAGACCGAGAAGAACGUCUGGCUGCUCUGAGUGCAGCUCAACAGGAGGCCAUGGAAGAGUUGCAGAAGAAAAUCCAAAUGAAGCAUGACGAGAGCAGCCGCAGGCAUAUGGAGCAAAUGGAGCAGAGGAAGGAGAAGGCGGCUGAGCUCAGCAGCGGCCGGCACGCGAACACAGACUACGCCCCCAAGCUCACGCCGUAUGAACGCAAGAAGCAGUGCUCACUCUGCGCUGUUGUGAUCACCUCGGAGGUGCACCUGUUCAGCCACACCAAGGGGAAGAGGCACCAACAGGCCGUGCGAGAAAGUAGCAGCAUCCAGGGACGGGAGCUUUCCGACGAGGAAGUGGAGCACCUUUCCUUGAAGAAAUACAUAGUGGACAUUGUGGCCGACAGUUCGGUUUCCUCUGAAAGUGUAAAGGAUAGCGAGGAGAGGCAAAAGGCCCGCAAGAAGGCGAAGAAGCUUCGUGCCAGGAUGAACUCCAGAGCAAAGCAAUACGAGACGUCAGUUGAUGUAAAGACGCAAGUUCCUGACUCCCCGUACAAGGCCAAGUUACAGCGCCUUGUGAAGGACCUUUUAAAACAGCUGCAGACCCAAGACACCGGCCAGUGGGCCAACAACAAAGUGUCCAGUCUGGAUCGAACUCUGGGAGAGAUUGUUCGCAUCUUGGAGAAACAGAACACCGCAGACCAAGUAGCCUUCCAAGUGGGCGGCGGCCUAUCAGCUCUGGAGCAAAUUCUCCAGGUUGUCACUGCUGCUUCCUCACCUACAACCCUUCCCCGUAUUCCUUACAAGUCUCUUUGUGUUGCUGUGAAUACCUACUACUAUACAUGCUCCUGCUGUCCCCUCAACUGCUCCUAUGUGCUGUUCAGCAACAAGAUCGCACUCCUCAUGGACUUGUUGCUGCACCAGCUCACGCUUUAUGUCCCAGAUGAGGACAAGUCGAUCUUUGGGCGGACUGUUAACAAGCAAGUGUUUGAGGGCUUUACUACCGGCCUAUUGCAGACCACUGCUACCAUCUUGGGGUGCCUUUCGCCGCUGACUUCCGAGUCAGAAAAAGGGGAAAACACAUUGAUUUCUUUGCCGGACACCAAGGUCAAGAACUGUGCCACAGAAUCUUUCAAUACUCGCUCACAAGACCUAAUCAGCUAUGUGGUCAACAUGGGUUUGAUUGACAAGAUGUAUGGGUGCUACCUGUCCAUCCAAAGCCCUGUGGAUGAGCACCCCAAGAUGUCUGCUUUUCUCCAGCAAGCCUCAGCUUUUUUGUACAGCAUGUGUAAGCUCUGCUUUGUCGUAACUGGACGUGGAUCCAGUAUAUUUGACAACAAACGACAGGACCCAACUGGGUUGACAGCGCUCCUGCAGUCCACAGACCUGGUGGGAGUGGUGCACACGCUGUACUCCAUCCUGCUGCACAGCUUCUCACCAGAGUCUUCGUCUCAAAGCCAGGAACCUUACAGCCUUGGGGUCAUCCAGGUGGCUUUGCAAGGCAUUCGCUUCCUCAACAGUUUUGCUCUGCUUGACCUCUCUGCCUUUCAGACUGUUCUAGGAGCCGAGGGCCUGUCACUCGCUUUCCGCCACAUCGUAAGCUCACUGCUGUGGUACUGUACGCAGCAUUCUGCCGAAGAGCUCCUCCAUGAAGUCAUCAUCUGUGUCGGAUACUUCACCGUUAAUCACCCGGACAACCAGGUGAUCGUGCAGUCUGGCCGCCAGCCCAGCGUGCUGCAGAAACUUUGUCAGCUGCCCUUCCCGUAUUUCAGCCACCCGCGCCUCAUCCGCGUGCUCUUCCCCUCGCUCAUCUCCGCCUGCUACAACAACGGCCCCAACAAAGUCAUCCUGCAGCAGGAGAUGAGCUGCGUGCUACUCGCCACCUUCAUUCAGGAUUGUGCUGCAAGUGAGAAACAUGAAAGUAAAACAAAGCAAAGCGCGCUCCAACAGUUGGAUUACUACGAGUUGCCCAACCGCUUCCCUCGAGAUCAGUGGGAUUCCGCCUUGCAGUUUUUCCUUAAAAAGCACGACGAAUGACGAAUGACCGAGAGACACUAUUCAACAAAGAUUAAAAAAAAAAAAAAUUGUUGACUCCCCUGACUUGGGGCUGAUUUUAAAAACCAUUCAACUAUAUAAAAAAAAAAAACAAAAAAAAAAAAGUGUAUUCCUUAUUUAACAAUGAUCCACCCGCUGGAAAAGCAAACUGAUAUCAAUGAAGUAUUUGCACCACACAUCUUGUCUGUAUAUUGCAACAAAAGUUUUUUGGUCUAUUCUGGAGAGGAAACAAUUUAUUCAGUUCCCUAUUUUGUACUCAUGCUACUAUUUUGAAAUUUUUCAGAAUGUAUUUCCGUCUUACAUCUUUCAGUUGCAUUACCAAGAAGACAAAACAGUAAUCAGUUUGUGAACGGACAGAAUAAAUAUUUAUGUUAAUGUAUCUUUUGUUAAUUUAUAAUUAUAAUGUGUACAAAUGUACAUAAAAUUUGGGGUGGGGAUUGCUCGUUUUUAAGGUUUUGUUUGUUUCAAUCACCAUUAACAUCAAAUAGUGGUGAGUUUUGUCAGUAGCUUGUGGUUUCAUUUACAUACUGUAAAUCAUUUACAUUUAAUCAUUGUGGCUGAUAACGUUUACUUUGAAUUAAAAAGAAAAUGUUAAAAAUGAA
Syngnathoides biaculeatus (alligator pipefish) is the source of this 5226-nucleotide messenger RNA. It is a transcript of the gene scaper, whose product is annotated as S-phase cyclin A-associated protein in the ER. Lineage: Eukaryota; Metazoa; Chordata; Actinopteri; Syngnathiformes; Syngnathidae. The transcript is spliced from 31 exons. Gene Ontology annotation, molecular function: zinc ion binding; nucleic acid binding. The record is from RefSeq and is a predicted model, not a curated record. The coding region runs from base 134 to 4606 and encodes 1490 amino acids.